This is a messenger RNA of Dioscorea cayenensis subsp. rotundata (Guinea yam), 2687 nucleotides long. RefSeq names its product sugar transport protein 8-like. Gene Ontology annotation, biological process: monosaccharide transmembrane transport. NCBI's taxonomy places the organism in Eukaryota, Viridiplantae, Streptophyta, Magnoliopsida, Dioscoreales, Dioscoreaceae. The record is from RefSeq and is a predicted model, not a curated record. Gene Ontology annotation, cellular component: membrane. The coding region runs from base 1098 to 2486 and encodes 462 amino acids. Gene Ontology annotation, molecular function: monosaccharide transmembrane transporter activity. The transcript is spliced from 4 exons.
AUAUAAUAUACACAAUGUAGGUAUAAAGAGUUAUAUGGUGGGCCCCUGCAGAUUGUCAACAUGUGAUUGUAAAGAUUCUUCAGAGACAAGAUAAAAUUGAUGGGCCCCAACAGUUUGUUGUGUUCUAUUUGAAAAUAUGCUCAUUGGAGUCUUGUGUGUGGAAAGAUGCUACGUUGGAGUUGUGUGUGGAAAGAUUCUCCAUUGGCUGGUUGUGUUUGGAAGUGAAAAUAUGCUUCAAAUGAGUAAUUGGCAGACAGGUGGGUUUUCAAAGAAAAAAGAAGAAGUGAUCGGCUGUUGGGCGAGGACGGUGGCGCAAGAAGCAAGCCGGCUUAGGGACAGUCGUGGACGGGAGAUUGCAGGCGGUUUUUGAAGAAUGAAUGAAAAUAACGAGAAAGGGAUAAGGAGAUUGCCGGUGAUGAGAAGAAUCCGGCCAAAAGAAAAAGAAAGAGUUUACUAGUAUUGGAGAAGAAAUUGGCCGGGAGAAGAUGGCCUAAAGAUGAAGAUGGCCGGAGUUGGCCGAAGAACGUGGCCGGAAAAGAUAACUUAGAGGAUGGUGGUCAGCGGUGUGACCGGUGGCAGGGCGAUGACUUGGCAAUAGAAGAGGAUGGUCGGCUAGAGUCCAGUAAUCAAGAGAAAAGAAAAUAGAGAUGUGUGUGUGUGUGUAGAGAGAGAGAGAGAGGAUGAGUGGGGCUUGGGCGGACGGGAUCGGCGGCCUGCGCAGUGGCGAUUCUGAGUUUGGUCGCAUUUUAUUUUAUUUUUUUUAACAAUGAAGAAAAAGGAAGAAAAGAGAGGGGGUAGGCUUAGGUGGCCGGGGAUGCUCGGUCGUCAUCGGAAGGAGGAAGAAGAAGUACCCUAAACCUAGCUCUUGAUACGAAAAACAGGAGGAGAAUACGAUCUGAUGCUCAGAUCGGGGGCUGGCCGGCGAAAGAAAGAGCCGGUGAGGUCAACAAGAGAAGAGAAAAACCUUAUCUCUGAUACCAUGAUAGAAAAGGAUAGAAAGAAGUGUAUGCCAGCCCAAGGCAUGCAUGACCCUUUAGGUCUUACUUAUAGGGGCAAACAAUACAAUACAAAUAUAUAACAUAGGGGGAGUGACAGCAAUGGAUGAUUUCCUGAAGAAAUUCUUUCAUAUAGUUUAUGUGAGAAAACAUGAGGUCAAAGAGAGCAACUACUGCAAAUAUGAUAACCAGGGCCUUCAGCUUUUCACUUCAUCACUUUACCUGGCAGCCAUUAUUGCCAGCUUCUUUGCAUCCAAAGCCUGCACAAAGUAUGGCAGGAAACGCACAAUGCAAGCUGCUUCCCUUUUCUUUCUCACUGGUGUUGUCCUGGAUUGUGCAGCCAUGAAUCUCCCCAUGCUCAUCAUUGGCAGGAUUUUUCUUGGUUUUGGAGUAGGAUUUGCUAACCAGGCUGUUCCAUUGUUCUUGUCAGAAAUAGCACCAGUGAGAAUCAGAGGAGCAUUGAACAUCCUUUUCCAGCUUCAAGUAACAAUUGGGAUCUUCAUAGCAAACAUUGUGAACUACUUCACAUCCAACUUGCACCCAUGGGGAUGGAGGCUCUCCCUCGGUCUUGCAGGAAUUCCGGCGAGCAUCCUCUGCCUUGGCUCUUUGCUUAUAACCGAGACUCCAACAAGCCUCAUCGAGCGAAAGAAACAAGAUGAAGGCCUACAAGUACUAAAGAAAAUCCGCGGAACAAACAAUGUGAAUGCCGAAUUCCAAGAACUUGUUCGUGCUAGUGAAAUUGCCUGGCAAGUGAAGCACCCUUUCAGAAAUCUCAGGAAGAGGAAUAGCCGACCUCAACUCAUCAUCGGCAUAAUGAUCCAAGUAUACCAGCAAUUCACAGGAAUCAAUGCCAUCAUGUUUUAUUCUCCUGUGCUCUUCCAAACAAUGGGAUUCAGAAACGAUGCUUCAUUGUUAUCCGCUGUGAUUACUGGUCUUGUGAAUGUGUUCUCCACCAUUGUUUCUAUUGUUCUUGUGGACAGAGUUGGCAGGCGGAAGUUACUGCUUCAGGCUGCUGUUCAGAUGCUCAUUGCUCAGACAAUUAUUGGAGGAAUUCUGGCGGCUAAAUUGCAUGAUAAUAACUCACUAGACAAGGGAUUAGCUAUUGCAGUGGUGGUGUUUGUCUGUGUGUUUGUUGCUGGAUUUGCAUGGUCAUGGGGACCUCUUGGAUGGUUGAUACCAAGUGAAACUUUCCCCUUAGAAACAAGAACAGCAGGUUAUGCCUUUGCUGUUAGCUCAAACAUGCUCUUCACCUUCCUCAUUGCUCAAGCAUUUCUAUCAAUGUUGUGCCAUAUGAAGGCUGGCAUCUUCUUCUUCUUCGCGGCUUGGAUCGUCAUCAUGGGUUUGUCCGCUGCAUUUCUGCUGCCGGAGACGAAAGGCAUUCCGAUAGAUGAGAUGACGGAGAGAGUCUGGAAAAAGCAUCCGUAUUGGAAGAGGUUUGUGGAUGAUGAUGGACAUGAGCUUGCUGAGGUUGAGAAGGGAACUCAAGGUUGAGAUUAUUAGCUAGAGUUCUAGCUAGUAUUAGUUUUGUAGUUUCUUUUUUCCUCUUCUUGAUUUGUCUUUCCAUAAUGUCUGUGCACAAAACAUCUUCUAUCAAACACUUGUUCAUUGUCUUUGUUUAAUCAGGAUAUUAAUGUUGAGGAUUGGGAGGUUUCUGAGGUUUUGGGAAAUUAAAAUUAAACUUGUUUGGUGUGG